Molecule: messenger RNA, 1421 nt
Organism: Xenia sp. Carnegie-2017
Lineage: Eukaryota; Metazoa; Cnidaria; Anthozoa; Malacalcyonacea; Xeniidae
Product: eukaryotic translation initiation factor 2 subunit 1-like
Exons: 6
Coding region: 89-1033 (314 amino acids)
Cellular component (GO): eukaryotic translation initiation factor 2 complex; eukaryotic translation initiation factor 2B complex; multi-eIF complex
Molecular function (GO): ribosome binding; translation initiation factor activity; RNA binding
Source: RefSeq, a predicted model, not a curated record
CAGUCUUCCCAGGUGCAUCCUCGGCUCCGACUGUUGCAUCAUCUUUGUAAAUUUCUUCAUGGCACAUGUUUGAAAAAAUGCAGUAAAAAUGCCUUUGUCUUGUCGUUUUUAUCAUCACAAGUAUCCUGAGGUAGACGAUGUUGUCAUGGUCAACGUCAGAACCAUCGCUGAGAUGGGAGCCUACGUUAAUUUAUUGGAAUACAAUAAUAUCGAAGGGAUGAUCUUGCUUAGCGAGUUAUCAAGAAGGAGAAUUAGGUCUAUUAAUAAACUGAUCAGAGUUGGAAAAAACGAAUGUGUUGUUGUAAUACGUGUGGACAAGGAAAAAGGCUACAUCGAUCUGUCCAAGAGACGUGUGUCGCCAGAAGAGGUCAAAAAAUGCGAAUCAAAAUACUCCAAUGCAAAAACUGUACAUAGUAUUCUCAGACACACGGCAGAAUUACUAAAAUUCUCAACAGAUGAACAACUGGAGGACUUAUACACAAAAACUGCAUGGACAUUAGAUACAAAUCUCAAAGGAGUGGGGAAAGCUUUUGAUGCAUUCAAGAAAGCUGUGACUGAUCCCAAUGUGUUAGAUGAGCUUAAUCUUGAUGACGAGACCAAGAAGGUUUUGUUACAAAAUAUCACACAAAGAUUGAUGCCACAAGCAGUCAAAUGUCGAGCAGAUAUACAAGUAUCUUGUUUCACACAAGAAGGCAUUGAUGCUGUAAAAGAAGCAUUGCUUAAAGGUUUGGAUAAUCAAACUGAAGAUAUGCCGAUUAAGAUCAAUCUUAUUUCACCACCUACCUAUGUUGUCACGACAACAACAAUGAAUCGAGAAGAAGGUUUAAAAGCUUUGGAAACAUCUAUCAAAGCCAUUGAAGAAGUCAUUAUGAACAAGAAAGGAACAUUUGUUUUACAACAAGCUCCAAAGGUUGUCACAGAUAUGGAUGAAGCAGACUUUGCAAAGGAACUGGAAAAACUUGAACGUCAAAAUGCAGAAGUUGAUGGUGAUGAUGAUAAUCCUGAUGAUGAAGAAGAACAAGAUGAAGCAUAAAUGAUUGUGGUUUGUGUUAAAACAUUUUCAGAGAGAAUGAUAGAUUGGAUGACAAGUGCUAAUUUAAUAGCAAAGAAGUUAAACUUUAACAUCUAUUGAAACACCAUUAUGACAUCAAUUUUUUCUUGUGACUAUUCAAAAUAAUAUUUCACGCCCAUGUUCAAUGUGUUGUGUGAAAAUUUUCAUAGGUUUGCUUAGGUUAAAAUGAAGUCUAUAAGAGAAAUUAAAAUGGACAGUAGUUUGAACCUCUAUGAUUGAGUAUAUCUUACUUGUGUAUCCAAUAUUUAACUAAGUAUAGUUAGUAGUGUACUGUGUUACACAGUGGAGUGUCUAGCCUCUAAAAUUGGAAGAGUAAUAUUUAUAUUAUGAAUACUAUGAUUAUAUGAAA